Messenger RNA from Tinamus guttatus (white-throated tinamou), 1479 nucleotides. The record is from RefSeq and is a predicted model, not a curated record. Lineage: Eukaryota; Metazoa; Chordata; Aves; Tinamiformes; Tinamidae.
AUGGGGGAAUGCCCGUUUAUAGCUCCAAAUCAAAAACCACAGCUGAUGGUGGGGCUAAGGAAGAACCACUCAGAAGUCGGUCUGCUCGCGGUGCCCGCGCUGCUGGACGAGGCCUUCGCCCUGUACGUCGCGGACCCCUUCGAUCGCCUCCGCAACCCACAGGGCAUUCUGAAUUUGGGAACAAGCGAGAACAAACUUUGCUUUGAUUUAAUAGAGGAGAGACUCGGAAGACCUGACAUGAAUUAUCUGGAGCCUGAGCUGUUCCGCUAUUCUGACACGCAAGGUACUAAGAGGUUCAGAGAAGAAAUUGCCAAAUUUCUGACUGACUAUGCCAGAGCUGCAGAAGCACUGAAUCCAGACCAUAUCACUGUGAUGAGUGGUUGUUGUGCUGUUUUCGCUACCCUGUCAACUGUAUUAUGUGACCCUGGUGAUGGAUAUCUUAUUCCAACUCCGUGCUAUGGUGGUAUACACUCGAAAACCUGGUUGUAUGGUGGAAUUCAGCCUGUCCAUGUGCCCCUGGCCAGUGAGGUGACAGAUGAAGAAAGUCACCCUUUCCAGUUAACUGUUGAAAAACUAGAAGCUGCACUAGAUAGAGCUAAAAAACAGGGUCGCCGAGUCAGAGCGUUAAUCCUGAUCAACCCCCACAAUCCAUUAGGGGAUAUAUACGCAAAGAUCUUUCUUUUCAAUAUGUUCAUAUGCCUGCAUUUCUCUGUGCAUAGACAUGAACUUCAUGUGAUCAUGGAUGAAAUAUAUAUGCUGUCUGUUUAUGGUGAUGCCACCUUCACCAGUGUCCUUAGCUUAGACUGUGUACCAGACCCAGAACGGAUACAUUUUAUGUGGGGUUUUAGCAAGGAUUUUGGUAUGAGUGGUAUCAGAGUGGGAGUGCUGUAUACCAGGAAUCAUGAGAUUCGGAAAGCUGUGAAUCAGCUGGCUGUCUUCCACGGCUGUCCUGGGCCCGUGCAGCAUGUUCUCAGUCAAUUCAUUAGUGACAGAGAUUGGUUGGACAACGUGUUUUUUCCUACCAACAAAAAGCGACUUAGAGAAGCACAGAAUAUUCUUGUGGAUGGACUUGCAGAUGUUGGAAUACCUGUGCUCAAAAGUUCGGGAGGACUGUACGUGUGGGCAGACUUCAGAAAAUUCUUGAAAUCACAGACAUUUGAAGCUGAACUUGAAUUAUGGCAGAAGCUCCUUGAUGAAAAACUCCUGAUUAGUCCUGGAAAAGCUUUUCAUUGUUAUGAACCUGGAUGGUUUAGAUUUGUUUUUGCUGAUUCUGUAGAUAAGAUUUAUUUGUGUAUUCAGAGACUCAAGCACGUGCUGCACACUGAUGCUGCUGGAUCAGCUGCAAACAGCACAUCUUCUAAUGAAGAUGCUGUGUCCACUCCAGAAGAAGGUUCUUCAUGCAACCCUUCAAAUGCAACAGGAGAUGAUGCCUCCCAGUUAAAAAAUAUACCACUUUAUUAUAAUCAUAUAUGCAUUUAA